Blastomyces dermatitidis ER-3 is the source of this 285-nucleotide messenger RNA. RefSeq lists its product as uncharacterized. Bases 1 to 285 code for a protein of 94 amino acids. The record is from RefSeq and is a predicted model, not a curated record. NCBI's taxonomy places the organism in Eukaryota, Fungi, Ascomycota, Eurotiomycetes, Onygenales, Ajellomycetaceae. The transcript has a single exon.
AUGGACGAGGCCUCGACCGCUCCAGCUCCAGCCCACCAACCAUCCCAACCUCCGGAUGACGGACAUGGACAUUCGCCUUCCCUCGAAACUGCACGACAGGCAAAGAGAUCGUCUCUCCCUGCACGUCCUAAUGUUGCUUCUCGUCACUCAAAACGCCUCACUUUAAAUUUCCCAAUUACAGUUUCGCCGUCGAUUGGCCUCUCCCAAACACAAUCGGACCAAUUCUCCCCUGCCUCGAGUGUAAUGAGCCCGGCGACCCAGAAAUUCCCUCAUUUCCUCCCCUAG